AUGCCACAGCAGACGGUAGGGAACAGUGUUUGUCGGUUUGCAUGUUGUUUCUACAAAGAGAUUUCUUCUCGUGAAAACAGUGGGAAUGUUUUCUUCUCUCCUUUGAGCAUCUCUACUGCCUUGGCAAUGCUGACACUGGGUGCCAGAUCAGAUACUCUGACACAGAUUCUUAGGGUCCUUAGUUUUAACCCCCGUGAGAUUUCUGAAAAUGAAAUACAUGAAGGUUAUCGUCAACUCAUUCAAAUGGUAAACAGAAAGAAUGAGGGGUUACAGCUGAAUAUGGGAAACGUCCUGUUUGUUCUUGACCGACUGAAGCCACAAGAAAAAUUUUUAAGUAAUCUCAGAAACUUCUAUGAAGGAGAAGCUUAUCCUAUGAACUUCAAGAGGGCUGAUCAAGCCCAGAUAAAGAUCAACGAAUAUGUAGCAGAACGAACCAAUGGGAAAAUCAAGGACCUCAUAAAUAACCUUGAUCCACUGACUGAAAUUCUCCUUAUUAGCUAUAUUUAUUUUAACGCUGAAUGGGAAAAACCUUUCGAUCCAAAAUACACUAAAAAGAACAAAUUCUUUGUGGAUGGGAACAAGGCUGUUGAAGUCCCAAUGAUGUUUGGAAUGGGCCUGUUCAAGCACGGCUAUGAUGAACAGCUGUCCUCCACUGUGGUGCAAAUGGAUUACAAAGGAGGUGCUUCAGCAUUUUUUAUUCUGCCUGAUCCAGGAAAAAUGGGGAAGCUGGAGAAAAGAUUGUCUUGUGAACGUAUGUCAAGGUGGAGAUCACUAGUCUCAAAAAGCUCAGCAAAUUUGUAUCUUCCAAAAUUCACUCUUUAUGGGACAUACGACCUAAAAAAUAUGUUAUAUAAAAUGGGCAUCAUGGAUGUAUUCACUGAUAAGGCUGACCUGUCUGGGAUCACCGGGCAGCCCCAGCACAGAAUUUCCCAGGCUAUUCAUAAGGCUGUGGUAAAGGUGGAUGAGACUGGCACUGAAGCAGCAGCUGCCACAGGCAUGGAAAUAGUGCCUAUGUCAGUUCCAAUUACCAUUACAUUUAACAGGCCCUUCAUAAUGGUCAUAAUCAUGGAGAACAACAUACUCUUCAUGGGAAAAAUUGUGAACCCUCUGUUUGAAAAGAAGAUGAAGUAUCUCCUGUGCCUGUGUUUACUGCUUUCUGUUCUUUGUACCAUAACCCAUUGCCACCAUGAAGACAAUUGCCAUGAAGUCAAUACUAAUCUGCACGACGGCACAGAAAAUUUAGUAGCACAUCACUGUGACAAGCAAGGCUCUAACUAUGCAGAUUUUGUAUUUAGAUUUUACAAGCAGGCUAUAUUAAAAGAAACUGAUAAAAAUGUUUUCUUUUCUCCCAUGAGCAUCUCCACUGCCUUUGUUGUGCUGGCUGUUGGUGCUAAGUCAACCACCCUGUCUCAGAUUUUUGAAGGACUGGGCUUUGAUGGUCUGACUGAGACUCGCGUACAUGAUAUACAUGAAAGUUUUCACAAAGUUUUAGCAGUACUAAACUGUACUGAUGUUAACAUCAUAUUAAAUAUAGGGAAUGCCCUUUUUACAGCUAUUGGAUAUGAACCAGAGGAGUCAUUUUUACAAAAUACCAAACAAUUUUAUGAUGCAGAAUUUUUUUCUAGCAAUUUCCAAAAACCAGAAGAAGCUAAGAAGCAAAUCAAUAGAUAUGUAAAGGAGAAAACCAAGGGGAAAAUUCCUGAAUUAAUUGAUCAUCUUGAUGCAAGUACUGUAUUGGUUCUUGUUAACUACAUUUAUUUUAAAGCUGCCUGGGAAAAGUCUUUCGAUCCUUUGCAUACAUAUGAGGAUGACUUUUUUGUGAACACAAAUAUAUCUGUUAGAGUCAACAUGAUGCAGCGUGACAGUGACUAUGACAGUUACUACGACCAGGAUCUGUCUUGCGAAGUGGUAGAGCUGCCUUACCAGGGCACUGCACGAGCCUUGCUCAUUCUGCCUGAUGAUGGAAAGAUGAAGCAAGUGGAACAUGCUCUCUCCAAGGAAACUGUUUGCAAAUGGGAUAACAAACUUGUGAGCAGGAGAUUAGAUCUGCACUUACCAAAGACAUCUAUUAGUGGCUCUUACGAUGUUAAAAACCUGUUCAAGGAAAUGGGCAUAACUGAAGUAUUCUCUAGUAAUGCUGAUCUGUCUGGAAUUAGUGGCAGCCGUAAUCUUCAGGUUUCACAAGCAAUUCACAAGGCCCUGCUGGAAUUUGAUGAGGCUGGAACUGAAGCUGCAGGAGCCACAGGCAUAGUCCUUAACAGAGUUCUCCUUCCUUCGGCUACCAUCAAAUUCAACAGGCCCUUCAUUAUAUUGAUUUCUGACAAAACAACUGGCACCACACUUUUCAUGGGGAAAAUUGUCAACCCUUCUAAGAAGUAA
Messenger RNA from Phalacrocorax carbo (great cormorant), 2379 nucleotides. The record is from RefSeq and is a predicted model, not a curated record. NCBI's taxonomy places the organism in Eukaryota, Metazoa, Chordata, Aves, Suliformes, Phalacrocoracidae.